AUGAAUUUUGAACAAUUCUUUAAUACUAACAAAGUCCCAAUGGUUGUGGAACAAAUUCAAGUUAAAGAGCAAAACAUCACAACACACGACGAAGUCGCUGCCUUUGAAACAUAUCUGAGUAUUGUCCUAGGGGCCCCGUUGGUUUUAAAGCUUAAAUUCCUAGUACGUAAAACCGUGACUAGUUCGCCUAGUGCAGGAUAUGAUGACGUGGUAUGA
Funneliformis mosseae is the source of this 216-nucleotide messenger RNA. The record is from the annotation of a GenBank genome assembly. Lineage: Eukaryota; Fungi; Glomeromycota; Glomeromycetes; Glomerales; Glomeraceae.